Exserohilum turcica Et28A is the source of this 1674-nucleotide messenger RNA. RefSeq lists its product as uncharacterized. The record is from RefSeq and is a predicted model, not a curated record. Gene Ontology annotation, cellular component: nucleus. Bases 1 to 1674 code for a protein of 557 amino acids. NCBI's taxonomy places the organism in Eukaryota, Fungi, Ascomycota, Dothideomycetes, Pleosporales, Pleosporaceae. Gene Ontology annotation, molecular function: DNA binding. The transcript is spliced from 3 exons.
AUGGAUCACGACCACCACCUCCACCAGGAACCCUUUGAGGACCAACACGCUGCCUGGCACCCGGACGCUGCAUACAACCCCCACCACCAUCACCAACACCACCAGUCGCCCGUCCAAGACUACAAUGCCUUCACCACCUACCCGCCACUUCCCAUGGAACCCAUGUACGCUACCGGCAUGCACCCACCGCACCAGACUCACCCAACGACAAGAACCACACACGCCCAGCUGCAGCCUCUGAUCAUGCCGCAAAUGCCCCAGUGGCCGAGCAUGCUCACCAGCCAGUCGACAUACCAGGCCCCGCUGUUCCCCUCUGCUCCUCCCCCCAUUACGCCAGCAUCGGCAACACCAGUCUCGGCCACUUCGACCCAGUCCCGUACUUCGUCAACGCCCCGAAAGACGCUUACCGACGCCGACCGCCGCCGCAUGUGCCAGUACCACGAGGACAACCCCACGGUCAAACAAACAGAAAUUGGAGCAAUGUUUGGUGUGGAGCGAAGUACCGUUUCAAAAGUCCUGCGCCAAAAAGAAAAGUACCUGUACCAGGACGACGGCAGCCGCUCGCCCAUCAAAAGGUCCAAAGGCAAAUUCCCCGACAUUGAACGUGCUCUCUCCAACUGGGCCCGGAACCACCAGAGGCAAGGGUUGCCGCUAUCCGAUGCCAUUAUCCGGGACAAGGCGCGCUUCUUUGCUCAGACGGUUGGCAACUCGGAGAGCCACCUCAAGGCCAACAGCACUAGCUGGCUGGAAAAGUUCAAGCAAAAGAACCAUCUCAUGGGUGCAAAGUCGAGGAAGGGGUCGAUAGCAGAAGAGUCCGAGGGCACGUCAAACCCGCCUUCCAACGCGCAUACGCCGGGGGCCAUUUCACCGACCUCGCCCGGCGGGGUAUCGCCCGCCACCGCGACGGCGACGAUGAAGGCCAAGAAGAGCGAGGAAAACCUAAAGACGGAGAGCCCCGAUGCCUACGACUUUUCGAGUCAUCGCCGGCCGUUCCAUUCGCAGAGCAGUACGUCACUGUCCAGCGUCUUCACAGAUACGGCGCCGUCGACGUUUUCCGCCGGUCCUACCAGCCCCACGUCGCUCUCAUCACCCUUCUUCACGCCCGACUCAGCAUGUGGGCCGACGCCCUUCAUAGGCAAUCGCCAGCCCGCCAGCGGCCAGCCGGGGACGAGUAACUUUCAACGACCACGAAGCCAAACCUUCCCCAUGUUGGUCGGAGUGGAGCAGUACAUGUCACCGCCAGGCUCUUCUGAUGCGCUGACUCCCAAGUACGUUAGUAGCGGCGCGCUCGACUCUCCCAUGACCGAGAUGCCUCCCUUGCCAGCCAUUGACGAGGGCAUGUCCUUGUCACCGACUCAGCUCCCCAACUCGAUGCAACCCCCUCCCUUGCCGGCUGCGUCAGGCCAUGGUGACGACAAGGGCUCACCUGUUGACUCGUCGGCCAUGACGCUGUCUCAAGAAGAAGCAGCGCGCGCAUUAGAGCUUGUCAUGAGCUUCUUCCAGUCACAGAAUGCGGGCUUUGUGGUUGAGCCACAAGAGUACGUGACGAUUGGCAAGCUGAUGGAGAAGCUCCGAAUCAAGCGCGGCUCAGAGAGCCUGGCGUCGGGCAUGCGACGGGCGUCCGAGUCGAGCUUUGUGACGACCAAGCUUGAGAGCGUCGAUGCGAUCCACUAA